Messenger RNA from Cucurbita moschata (crookneck pumpkin), 1991 nucleotides. RefSeq lists its product as uncharacterized. The record is from RefSeq and is a predicted model, not a curated record. The transcript has 9 exons. Lineage: Eukaryota; Viridiplantae; Streptophyta; Magnoliopsida; Cucurbitales; Cucurbitaceae. The coding region runs from base 78 to 809 and encodes 243 amino acids. Gene Ontology annotation, molecular function: oxidoreductase activity.
AGAGAGAUUAUUUGAGUUGUACCAGUCCGAAGCAACGGCCACCCACUGCCCUGUUCGAAGUGCGAACCUUAUCGACCAUGGCUGCUACAACUUGUAGUCUUUCAUCAAUCGCCUCACCAUUUCUUCCCCAGGCGUUUAGGUCAGUCGCCACAAGAACUCAAAUCACCCCAUCCUCAUGCUUCUCCAAAAUGAGGUUUCGACCCUUUCGUCUUCGGACACGGAGAAAUUUUUUUAUUCGAUGCGCUCGAACUGAAUCCAAAGCGGUCACGUUAGGUUCCAGAGCCCCAGAUUUUGAGCUUCCUGAACCUCUUACAGGCAAAGUAUGGAAAUUAGAAGAUUUUGAACCCUAUCCUGCUUUACUGGUUAUGUUUAUUUGUAAUCAUUGCCCAUUUGUUAUACACUUGAAAAAGGAUAUUGUGAAACUUUCGAAUUUCUAUAUGAAGAAAGGACUGGCUGUUGUAGCCAUAUCUUCAAACUCUGUAGCUACGCAUCCACAGGAUGGACCGGAGUUUAUGGCAGAAGAAGCAAAAGCAUUCAAUUACCCCUUUCCAUAUUUAUAUGAUGAAUCACAGGAAGUUGCAAGGGAUUUUGGUGCAGUUUGCACACCAGAGUUCUUUCUAUUCAAAAAGGAUGGGCGAAGGCCAUUUGAGUUGGUUUAUCACGGUCAAUUUGAUGAUUCUCGACCAUCAAAUAGCAAGCCUGUCACUGGGAGGGAUUUAAGUUUGGCAUUAGAUUGUGUUCUCAGUUGCCAACCAGUAUCCACAUUGCAGAAACCCAGUGUUGGAUGUAGUAUAAAAUGGCAUCCAUAGAAGAAGCAAUGAUUACUAAUCUCAUUUUCUGCUGCCCGAAGAUCAAAUCUCCGAGCAAAGGCAUUCAAUGCAACACAGAUUGUUAAAGCCGAACCAAAAAGCAACGUGAUUCCUUGAAUCAUUUCAUCCAUCCUAUUCCUGUAAUGUUUUCUUUUCUUUUCUUUUCAUUUUUAUAGAGAUGUUUCCUUUUAUAUUGCCAGGGCCGUCAAAUGAAGAGAAAAAAAAAGGAUAUCGUUUUCUUUUUUCUGAUCCAAGUUCAGUACAGAUUUAACCGAGUGUAUCAUCCACAUUUUAUAAAAUGUAUGAAAUAUGCAAGUAAAUUUUAGUCUUGCUGCUUUGAUUGCUUCAUAACGGGGAACAAACCAUUUUGUGCUGAAAGCAAGUAUAGGACUUUCAUUGCUAAACUCAUCGUUACAGCUUGAUCUUUAUUUGUCUAAUGCCAAUAGUUUGUCUUUCUAUGAUGUGUAUUUGUUGGUUGAGCUGCCCCCACAACUCAGUAGGUUAUGAAGGCAAAAAUUUCUUUUCAUGGCCCCCUCCCUAUAUUGGUUACACCAGCUGCUACCAAACUUAUGUUUCAUGAAGGUUUCUUGGUAAAGUAACAGCAGGUUUGAUUCCCUUUAGUUCAUUUAUGCAAUGGGAAAUACAGCAUUGCAAUCUGCAUCUGAAAAACGAGAGAGAGAUCUUCAAGCAGAAGUACAGAUUCAGCCCUGUCAUUAUUGCUGCUACAUACUUCCAACCUAUUCAAAUAAAUGUCAUACUUAACAAGGAAAUAAUCGGUGAACUGAAUUGUUCUUCAGAUUUGUUUUUAAAUCUAUGCUUCUGCUGAAGGUACGAGGCUCGGAUGAUCUAGAAAAACUGGAACAGUGAAUUGUUGCUUUUGGAUUUGACUCUCAUGCUUGAUCUCCUUGAGCAUGGCCGUGAUGUCUUUCAUUGUUGAUCGUUCCUCGGCAAAGCAUUGACAUAGAGGAGAGUCAUGCCAAGUUUCGUGGCCAUGCUCGUCCAAGACGUGUUGUCCAUGGCCACAUGCCCAUGACACGCCAAACUCAUUUACUUGCUUUCAUGUUAUAUUACUUUCUUAAGUUUAUUUUUCUGGUAUGACUUGAUUGGCAAAUCAUGUCUAGACCUGAAUUGCCUCAACAUGUAUUAUAGAGGACCAAGUAGUCAUUAAACAUUCAAGACCAA